AUGCUUCAGUCGAGCAAAUUAGCCACACCUUUUAUGCGAGCCACUGUCCCCGGAACCGUCAACCUCGGGUGUAGUCAAAGCACUGUGAUUCGGGAUAGCGCGGUCAAUUCGGCAGAGAAUGUUUGUGAAGCAGACGAUAGAGGCGGUGGCAAUCAUCAGGAGGGCCAGAGCACAGUGCUGCCAACAAAUUUCACCUAUUCUGUUGGACUAGUCCUCUCCUGCCUUGGAUGCGUGCUGGGCACGGGGAAUAUCUGGCGAUUUCCUCGGAUGGUAGCAGUUGCCAGUUGCGAUUCAGGAAGCCUCACUUUCAUACUGGCGUGGGUGUUCUUCCUCUUCACCUGGUCUAUCCCCCUCAUUGUGACGGAGUACACCCUGGGCAGGUUUACUCGUGGAUCUCCAGUGGUGGCAUUUUACAAAUUUCUUGGUGACAAAUUCAUUUGGGUUGGAUCUUGGGUCACUUCAAUUGCAUUUAUGAUCAGUGCCUACUUCUCUGUUGUCGUGGGAUGGUGCUUCUACUACUUCUACGUGUCAUGUGCUUGGCCCGACCUCCCCUCCACCGAACCGGAGAGCCGAGCUAUCUUCGACAAUUUCAUCCAAACCUACUGGCCUUUGUUUAAUCACACCCUCUGUCUCCUGAUGUGUGGAGUCGCUGUAUUCAAAGGCGUGAAAGGCAUUGAAAUCGCCAAUGGAGUGCUGGUUCCACUUCAACUCCUCAUAGUCAUUCUUGUCUUCUACUGGUCCUUAUCUCGAGAAUAUGCUGAGAUUGGGAUAAAAUUUAUGUAUACACCUGACUGGGGAACCUUCCUUGAUCCAAAACUCUAUGUUGAAGCAGCUUGUCAAAAUGCCUUUGACACAGCAGCUGGAAUGGGUCUUUUCUCCGCCUAUGCUGCCUACUUCAGCCGAGACACCGGAGCUGUUCGAUAUAGUGUCAUCCUACCUGUGAUCAACAAUCUAGUGAGUUUAACCUGUGGAUUGACCAUAUUUGCGACCGUGUUCUCCACACUAAUUCAGACGUCACCGACUCUCACGAUGCCGCAAAUUAUUGCCAUAAUGAAGGAGAGUGGUCCAGGAAGUACGGGUCUAACAUUCACCUGGAUACCUUUGCUCAUGUCGAAGCUGGGAAUUAUGGGGAGGGUUCUCUGUGGAUUGUUCUUCCUCUGCUUGUCGUUUGCCGGCAUCAGUUCAAUGAUUGCCUACAUCGAGCUUACGGCAAGAACCAUUCAAGAUUUUGGUGUAAAACGAAUUUGGGCAACAGUCGGAUCGCUGGUGGCCACAUUUUUAGUGGGUGUACCCUCCGCCAUCAGUGUUAAUAUUCUGUCUAAUCAAGAUUUUGUUUGGAGCUUUGCGCUUAUGAUCUCAGGGCUGUGCUACUGCGGCUUGGUUAUUUAUUACAACCCCGUGCGAUACCUCCGCGUCAUUGUUAAUGAUUUCGCUAUCAACGACUGGCGGUUACCAUUUGUUUGGACCAUUGUCAUAGCCGGCGUGGUUCCAGUAGAAGCAAUUGGACUUAUCGCCUGGUGGGCAUAUCAAAACAUUGCCUUCACAGAGUGGUACAUCAUUCAUGCUGAGUCCCUGGCGAUCACCUUCCUUGAGUGGGCUAUCUUGGCGUUUCUAGUUGGUACAGUCAAUCUCAUGGUCACCAUCUUCAAAGUGCCAGUUCUAAAAGCCUCCGCCAGCGUGGGCUACGACCCCUACCAUCCAGAGACUAUUCCUUUACCUACACAAUGCCACACGCCCCAUGACUUGCCCGAAGGCGAAAGAAGGCACAAUACUGUCCACUCGUCUGGCUUAGAGGCCAUGCCACGGCGUGGAGAUACUACCCAAAGUCUCGUCAACAUCUACAAAUACAGCAAUUUAAAGUAA
Molecule: messenger RNA, 1863 nt
Organism: Echinococcus granulosus
Lineage: Eukaryota; Metazoa; Platyhelminthes; Cestoda; Cyclophyllidea; Taeniidae
Product: sodium-dependent transporter
Exons: 13
Coding region: 1-1863 (620 amino acids)
Cellular component (GO): membrane
Source: RefSeq, a predicted model, not a curated record